CAAGUACAAAAACAAAAGAAGAUUACAAGAAAAGAAACAUGGGAAAAGGGGUUCUUACGGUUGCUAUGAUAAUGUUGGUGAUGGUGGCUAUGCCAAAACACCAAGUUAAAGCUGCAGCAGGUACGAAGGAGGAAUCGGCGGUCAAACCAAACCGAUGCCGGGACGGGGAUGAGAACUGCCGGGCGUUUUGCGAUCAAGCCUGCAAAUUCUAUUGUCGAAGAAACGGUGGAGAUGUUGAUCAGCCAUGUUUCCUGGACUGUCUGCCCAAGUGUCCCCUUGGAUUUAUGCUAUUCGGAAAUUAAUUAACACUGAGAUUCUAAUUAAUUUGUGGUUAACUUAUGGAGUUUGUCAUUUGUCCGAAGCUGCUGAAUCUAAAAGUAAUGAAAUUUGGUUUGCUAGUGAU
Molecule: messenger RNA, 403 nt
Organism: Oldenlandia corymbosa var. corymbosa
Lineage: Eukaryota; Viridiplantae; Streptophyta; Magnoliopsida; Gentianales; Rubiaceae
Source: the annotation of a GenBank genome assembly